GCGCAUGCGUGGAUGAUUAGUGAAGUGCGAGACAUCGCGGCAAUCGGACGUUGCAGACCUAGGACUUGACAACAAAAAAUAUAGGAUUAUAAACUAAAUAGCAACUUUAAAAAAUGCAGGGAAUAUUCAGAGUGUUACUCGUACUGGGGGUCAGCUCAUCCCUGGCUCUGGCCUGGAAGCCCAUCAGUGGCAGUACGGCGGCCUACAGCCUCAAACAAUCGCAUCCCGGGGCGGCGAGCAGCAGCCACGAGCUGAGCACCAGUUUCACGGAUCCCACAGGUGCCGGCGAGGACGAGGACCCCCAGCUACUCCUUAGCCGGGCCAGGCCCAUUUCCUUUGAGGAUCAGUACGAGUCCUACAGCCUGGAGGAUGCCACUGUGCCCAAGGAUCAUGGCUUCACAAGGACUCCAUUGUACGGCUCCAACGAGUGCAGCGUGAAAAAGUUUGCCUUUAACCAGGAUGGGGAAGUGGAGUAUGGUAAUCAUCUGCCGGAACUGGACCAGUUCACCAUAUGCUUUUGGAUGCGAUUCACCAAUCACACUGGCGACCAUGUCCUCUUGACCUACGAGGCCGGCAAGGAACCAAGAGAAGUACAAAUCUGGGUCGCCAAUGCGCAGAAUUCCAGUUUCCUAUCGAUGGCCAUAAAAGGUCAGCAAAUGUUCAGAUUGAAUUAUCCAUUGAAAAUGCGUCAGUGGCAUCAUAUGUGCAGCUCGUGGAAUGGCAAGACCGGCGAGUGGCAGGCCUGGCUGAAGGCAGAACGGAUUGGGCGCGGCUUCCACAACUCGCUUGUGGGCCACAAAGUUCCAGCGAACGGCAAGCUGCGUUCCGGCGGCAGCUCCGUCACCGGCGAGGUGAGCCACGGCCUCCACUUUGAGAUGACCCUCGUCCAGGUCUACCGGGUGGCGUUGAGCGCCGGCAAGGCCCAUCGGGAUCACAAGCAUCAUCAUGUCCAUCAUUUCGAUCACGAGGGUCAAGAGGUUCCCAGCACUACGAGGGCUCCGCCAACGAUAAAUCGCCCCCAGCCGAUGCACACACUCCUUGCCAGCGGACAAAUCCCCACCAGAGUUCGCAUUAAUCUGGCCAAUCCCCCGCCGGCGAAUAGUGCCAGUCCGGCUCCUCCAGCUGCUCCAGGCAGCGACCCCCAGGCCAUCACGAUCAAUACCAACUUUGUGAAUGGACAGAUCAAUGCCGGAUCCCGACUGGUGGCCCAACAACUGCUGGGACUUCCCGCCCAAAGUGGCGGCAAUCGAUUCCACAUGCUGAGCAACUCGGCCAACGUGCAGUUCAUCGACGAGACGGAAACCCACAUCAAGUUCAAGCGGGAGACGGAAAAGAAGCUCCAGAAACGUGGCCUGGUCCUGCUGGAGGACGGCUCCGUGGUGGACGAUGGAACGACUGCUGGCGAUGGAAGCGGGGCGAGUGAGAUCUACAAUGGCCUGGCCGACUUCGGGGGCCAGCAGUUCAAACAGGACCUGACCCUGAAGAUGAACCUCGAGGAGGAGAUCAGCACCCACGACCGGGAGCCGGCCGAGGAGGAGGUCAAGGCGGUGAUGGCGAUAUGUAGUACCUGCCACACGGAACCCUUCCAGGGCGCCAUCGUGUUUGCCUGGAAGGAUGUCCGCGAGCAGAUGAACAAUGCCCUCAAAGGACUCAGUGUCGGCUCUUGCGGCAACUUCUAGUUAUCUUCCGGUGGCUCCUUCCCAUCCGGAAAUCUAUUUAAGCUUUUUAUGAUUUUUUUUUUUUUAAUAACUUGUAUAUAUGUAUGAUUUUGGCUAGGGAUCUUCCGCUUCUCCGGCCUGUCCAUGAGUAAGUCAAUGUCAGAGGCAAACACCUUGACUCGCUCAUGGACAGGAUAUUAUUUCCCAAUCAUCAGCCGAGAUCCUAAUCCCUAAAAUCCCUAAACCCAUUAAUAAGCGGUGAUAUUGAAUAAUAAAGAAAACGAUGUAUCAUAUUUAAAACCAA
This is a messenger RNA of Drosophila bipectinata, 1962 nucleotides long. RefSeq names its product pentraxin-related protein b6 (gene b6). Lineage: Eukaryota; Metazoa; Arthropoda; Insecta; Diptera; Drosophilidae. The record is from RefSeq and is a predicted model, not a curated record.